UACGGGACGGGAACGGUGAGGGAUAGAGAGCUGCGCAGUCUCCCUGGGGUGGUUCUGUUGCUGGCGCUGGCCCUUUCCCUUGAAGGUGCUAGUGAUUGUGACGUCAAGUAAAGAAAGAACUACUUCUCACUGAGGUUUACAUCACUUUCACAAUAAGCCUUGUGGAAGCCAGGCUAUGCAGUGAAACCAUCUGCUGUGCAGCCCAACUCGGUGUCAGGAGAGCAACAGUCUCCAAGUGACACCAUCUGGAAUCUGCCAGAAAGACUUGUCUGGUGUUUCUCAGCUUGAAGAUGAUCUCCGGUCAUUAUUGAUCCCUUUUCUUGGCGUUACCUUUUUGAAGUGAAGUUUACCUAGCUUUCUAGUGUGAGCUUUCUUUUCAGACAUCUGUAACUGAUCCAUAAUAGACAAGCUAUAGUUCAGCAAUGUCCAAGUCGUUCCAGCACUCAUCUCUAAGUAGGGAUUCCCAAGGUCAUGGACGUGACCUGUCUGCAGGAAUAGGCCUUCUUGCUGCUGCUACCCAGUCUUUAAACGUGCCAGCAUCUCUUGGAAGGAUGAACCAGGGUACUGCACGCCUUGCUAGCUUAAUGAAUUUUGGAGUGAAUUCUUCAUUGAAUCAACAAGGAUCUCAUAGUGCGCUGUCUUCUGCUAGUGCAUCUUCCCAUGCUUUACAGUCUAUAUUUAACAUUGGAAGUAGAGGCCCACUCUCUCUGUCUUCUCAGCACCGUGGAGAUGCAGAGCAGGCCACUAACAUUCUGGCCAGCUUUGGUCUGUCUGCUAGAGACUUAGAUGAACUGAGUCGCUAUCCUGAGGACAAGAUCACUCCUGAAAACUUGCCUCAAAUUCUUCUGCAACUUAAGAGGAGGAGAGCUGAAGAAGUCACUUCACUGAGUUAUGGUAGAGAUGGCAGAUCAGCUGCACUGGAGCCGCCAUACAGAGUACCUAGGGACGAUUGGGAAGAGAAAAGGCAUUUUAGAAGAGAUAGCUUUGACGAUCGUGGUUCUAGUCUCAACCCAGUGGUUGACUAUGAUCAUAGAAGUCAUUCUCAAGAAUCUGUUUAUUAUGACAGACUGGAUUAUGAAGAUGACAGAUUAAGAGAUGGAGAAAGGUGUAGGGAUGACUCUUAUUAUGGUGAGACUUCACAUAAGUAUCACAAAUUUGACAGUGAGUAUGACAGAAUGGACCGGGGCCCUGAGAGAUCUCUCUUUGAAAAAAAGAGAGGCGCUCCUCCAAAUAGCAAUAUUGAAGACUUCCAUGGACUCUUACCGAAGGGUUAUCCCCAUCUGUGCUCUAUCUGUGAUUUGCCUGUUCAUUCUAAUAAGGAGUGGAACCAGCAUAUCGAUGGAGCAACACAUAGCCGACGUUGUCAACUUCUCCUUGAAAUAUAUCCAGAGUGGAACCCUGAUAAUGAUUCUGGACACGGAAUGGGCGAUCCAUUUAUGUUGCAACAGUCUACAAAUCCUGCUCCUGGAAUUCUGGGGCCACCUCCACCACCGUUUCAUCUGGGUGGGCCACCAAUUGGGUCAAGAGGGGCUGGAAAUGGAAGUAUGCAAGGACCAAGACACAUGCAGAAGGGCAGAGUGGAAACGAGUAGAGUUGUGCACAUCAUGGCUUUUCAUAGAGGAAAAAACUUGAGAGAAGAGCUGCUGCAACUUGUUGAACCAUUUGGAAUAAUCACAAAUCACCUAAUCUUGAACAAAAUUAAUGAAGCAUUUAUUGAAAUGUCUACCACUGAAGAUGCUCAAGCUGCAGUUGAAUUUUAUUCAGCAACACCAGCUUUAGUGUUUGGCAAACCCGUGAGAGUACACUUGUCACAGAAGUAUAAAAGAAUAAAGAAACCAGAAGGAACACCUGACCCAAAGUAUGAGCCUCCCAAACAGGAACUUGGUCGUGUGAUCCAUCUCAGCAAUUUGCCUCACUCGGGAUAUUCGGACAGUGCUGUCCUGAAAUUAGCUGAGCCCUUUGGAAAAAUAAAGAACUACAUACUGAUGAGAAUGAAGAGCCAGGCUUUCAUAGAAAUGGAGACCAGAGAAGAUGCUGUAGCAAUGAUGGAGCACUGUUCCAACAAAGCCAUUUGGUUUCAGGGACGAUGUGUCAAAGUAGACUUGUCUGAAAAAUACAAGAAGUUAAUAUUAAGGAUUCCCAACAAAGGAGUGGACUUGCUGAAGAAAGAUAAACCUCGAAAAAGAGGUCUUUCUCCAGACAGCAAAGACUCUGGAAGUGAUAAGAAAUGCAAGUUGGAGGAUAAUGAAAAAAUGGAAAGCAACAGUACGGAAGACAAAGAGGAAAGGAGAGAUGAGGCAGAGAGAAUGGAUACCAAAGGUGGUGAACAGGCAGAUCAAGAGGAGCCAAACUUGCUCCUGGAAUCUGAAGACGAAUUGUUGGCAGAUGAAGAUGAAGCCGCAGCAUUACUAGAAAGUGGCAGCUCAGCAGCAGAUGAUACUGAUGUGGCCAACUUGGGCGAUGUGACUACUGAACAAAAGGAAGCUGCUGAGGAUGAAAACACCACAAAGAGUGAAGGGAGUGUUGGUGCUACAGCGGCAAAAAAGCUCAAAAAGCAGCGACUUACAGGUGGCUUUCCAAGAAGCAUGGAAGGUUUUGUCACUCUGGAUGAAGUUGGUGAUGAGGAAGAUUCAGAACAUCAGAAACAACGUAAAUCUGGCGUGGCUAAAGCUGCUGUAAAAAGUGAGGACAGCAUGACUGAAAAUAAGGUUGAAAAAGCUGAGGCAACAGGGCAGGAAAAUGAAGCAUUAGAAAAUGGUGCCAAAACAGAGAACUUGAAGCUAGAAACAUCUGAAGCGACUGACCACACAGGGACACAAGAGAAAGAUAAAAACGAAAACACAGAAGUGCAAGAAUCGAAGUCGGCCCGUGAGAAACGUGCUGUUGCAGAUGAGCCUAGAGUGGGACCAUAUCAGCCCAAUGUUCCUGUUGGUGUGAACUUUGUGGUGCCCAGAGCUGGGUUUUACUGCAAACUGUGUUCCUUGUUCUACACAAAUGAAGAUGCUGCGAAAAAGGUCCACUGCAGCAGUCUUGCACAUUAUCAAAAGUUGAAGAAACGCAUGGACAAAAUGGCUGGAGAUCAGAAGCAGACAAAAGAAGCUUAAGUGUAUGCAAAAAAAAAAAAACUUUAAGGCUUGAGGAUUUAACAAAACUUUUAUUUUUAAUGUUAAUCUUAAUACAGUAAAAUUGGGGAAACUCUAUACGAGAUAGGUUUUAGUAGAAUAAAUAGAAGUAUAAUUCUGUUAGUGUGUUCAAUGUUAUGCAAAAUAUGCAUUCUAAACCAAUAUUUGUUUAUAGAAACCUGGGGGUGAUGACAGAAUUUCUGAGCUGAUGGAUGUUGGUAGCUACUAAGGAACUAUUAUCACGUUUUGAAAACCAGAGUUGAUUUCAUCAGCAUUUAAUCUUUUCAGGCUUCAAAUAAUUCCCCUAAUGUUGGUUCUCAUAAACAGUUAAUAUCUUUUCCUCUGAAACAUUCCAUAUUCCAGUCUAAGUCUAGCUGAUACAAAAAAGUUGCAACCGCUUUAUUUUAGUGGCAGUGUAUUACCGUAUUUUAUGGACUAUAAGACUCACUUUUUUCCUCAAAAAAUAUCCGCCAAAAUUCAGGUGCGUCUUAUAUGUUUUAACAGUUUAAUAUGUUAAAACUCAGAAAAACUGGAUUAAAAUUAAGGUGCGUCUUAUAGUCCGUAGCGUCUUAUAGUCCGUAAAAUACGGUACUUAGAAAAUAGGAAAACUAAUUACCAGCUUUAAAAAGACUUGUUUCCUCAGCAUUUCAAUUAUGUCCUUGUAUAGCAGAAAGUAAAUUCUUCUGACCAGUAUUAUUUUCCUGAGCUCUUGCUUGCUGCUUUAAUUUAGUACUUUUCAUACAUCUCCAGUAUAAGCAAAGGCAGCAUUCAAAGCCUAACUGUGUAAAUAGUUAACUUUUUAAUGUUUAUGUAACUUUUCAUACUUCAGCUCUGAUCCUAGACCGGUUACAAAGGUGCCCCUGAAGGCUUCCUUCAAAGUAACAUGUUUAGAAUUGGGGCAUACAUCUUCAGAUUGGUUUCAUCCUAGGACUGUGCUCUUGAUGUAUCUUUAUGUGGCUGAUGUAAAUGGGAAUUUGCAUGUAUAAUCUGUUUUUCAUGUAGUCUUACUGAUGAUUUAACAGCUUACAUAUGUGUGGAUUCAGGUUAUUGUAGUGAGAAACCAAUAAACCAAACCAGUCUUGUUUUGUUA
This is a messenger RNA of Hemicordylus capensis (graceful crag lizard), 4212 nucleotides long. Its product is annotated as matrin-3-like. The record is from RefSeq and is a predicted model, not a curated record. Lineage: Eukaryota; Metazoa; Chordata; Lepidosauria; Squamata; Cordylidae. Gene Ontology annotation, molecular function: RNA binding; zinc ion binding. Bases 423 to 3104 code for a protein of 893 amino acids. Gene Ontology annotation, cellular component: nucleus. The transcript has 17 exons.